This is a messenger RNA of Colletotrichum chrysophilum, 333 nucleotides long. RefSeq lists its product as uncharacterized. The record is from RefSeq and is a predicted model, not a curated record. The transcript has 2 exons. The coding region runs from base 1 to 333 and encodes 110 amino acids. NCBI's taxonomy places the organism in Eukaryota, Fungi, Ascomycota, Sordariomycetes, Glomerellales, Glomerellaceae.
AUGGCCGACUCGACGACUGGCCCACCGGCCGCGGAGCCCCAAAGUCCCUCUGCAAACACCGCAAAUACCGCGAACGCCGCAGCUUCGCCAUCCGCCUCUCCUGUCGCAACCCCCCCGGCUGCAACCCUUCCAACAGGAUCAGCCCAGCCUGCCGUGACUGAUGAGGGCGAGGCAACCAGGAAUGAGUCUGCGACCAUCCCUGCCGAACCGAACUCAAAUGCCAUCACCUCAACUGAACCCCCUCUGACCAUUUCAGAACCAUCUGCGUCUGAGCCAAACGAGAUCGCUCCUGCUGAAGAAGUUCCGUGCAUCGCUAGUGUCCAGUGCAAUUAA